UAAGCAAUUCCCAUCAUCAGUUUCCGUACUACUGGAUUGUAAACUUCUAUCGUGCAGACUUUCAGAAAGUUUUUUUUUAUAUUUUUUUUGGCUUUUCAAACCAUUCUAAACAUUUGGAUACGGGCACAGAGGUAAUAUAAUAAAAAUACGUUGAUAUCUGUUGUCUUUGUGGAAUUUAUUGAGGAGAAAGAAGUCUGACAAUCAUAUUUAUUAACUAAUUAAUAUUUUCUUUUUUUCUUAAAAAGUACUACUGUACAUUUAAUAACAGAGAUGGGAUGUUCAGACGUCAAGCAAUUUCUUUUAUGCACUGGAGAUGUGACUAAGAAUUUGAAGUCUGGAAUUUGGAAUGCUUCUCGUUCGGUAUCCAAUUUAGAGUUGAUCAAGGCAUUAGAAAAUGGCAGUUUACAAGAAUUAAAGAAUACUAGAGACAUGGUGGACUCUCAAACUAAGAUCUUCGUUGCUCCAAAUGAUUCCCUUCAAAAUCUUGAUGGAAAAGCUGAUGACUAUGAAAUAAUUGUGAAGUUGUUUUUUUUAGAUGGAAAAAAUGAUAGCCUUAAUGGCAGGCGUGAAACCACCGAUCAGGUGUUCUUUUAUCUGAGUCAGUUGUUUGGAAUCCAUAGUGUCUCGACACUGGUCGCUUCCUUCCCCCAUAUAGUAUUUUCAAAAGAAGGUUUAAAUAGUUCUUCAAAUUCACGGGUAUAUUCUUCCAUUGACGAGGUUCCUCAAAAAGAGAUUCAAUCUUGGAUCGACACUUGGAAGAUACUGGAAGAAAAAAUUCAUGAUGGAAAAGUAAAGACUUUAGGUGUCAGUGAGUUCGGUGUUCCAGAGUUGGAGCGGUUAAUUCCUAAUGUAGAGAUCUCACCCGAGUCUACUCAAGUGAAUAAUGGAGGUGAAUGCAAACUUCCUUCCGAGCUGACAAAAUACGCCGAACAGAAACAUUUAAAAAUUUUCUUUCAUUCAGAUCCUUCGAUACUCAUCAACGAAGAUGAAAUCACGGAAGUGAUCCGUCAUGCCUGGCCUAAUUUACCAGCUCGAGCCCGCGCGGAUUGGGUUGUACGAUAUACCAUUGUCUCUAGAAAUACUUCCGUCAUUAACAGAAAAGGUUACUUGGUAAAAGCGAGUUUAUUAUGAGGAAACUCACUUUGAUGAGUUCGUAUGCAGGCUUUACUAGUCGACGUGAAUUUUUGAUAAUUUUUUGUUUCUGCAAUGCAGCUAAUAUUACAAGUAUACUAUUGAAAUAUAUUUGAUUUUGGACAUGUUUUUUCUUGACUGAUGUUCUCGAUUCGUUAUUGUGCUUCAAUAGAGUUCAACUUUAGACACAUGUUCCAUAAUAUGGUAAAAUAAUCAUGAAUUCAUUAAAAUAUAAAUCGGA
Messenger RNA from Schizosaccharomyces octosporus yFS286, 1372 nucleotides. Its product is annotated as glutamate-cysteine ligase regulatory subunit. The transcript is spliced from 4 exons. Gene Ontology annotation, molecular function: enzyme regulator activity; glutamate-cysteine ligase catalytic subunit binding. Gene Ontology annotation, cellular component: glutamate-cysteine ligase complex. The coding region runs from base 271 to 1131 and encodes 286 amino acids. Gene Ontology annotation, biological process: glutathione biosynthetic process. The record is from RefSeq and is a predicted model, not a curated record. Lineage: Eukaryota; Fungi; Ascomycota; Schizosaccharomycetes; Schizosaccharomycetales; Schizosaccharomycetaceae.